Messenger RNA from Oppia nitens, 1297 nucleotides. RefSeq names its product serine protease HTRA1-like. Lineage: Eukaryota; Metazoa; Arthropoda; Arachnida; Sarcoptiformes; Oppiidae. The record is from RefSeq and is a predicted model, not a curated record. Gene Ontology annotation, molecular function: protein binding. The transcript is spliced from 4 exons. The coding region runs from base 44 to 1297 and encodes 417 amino acids.
UUAAUUACUAUAAUUACUAUUUAGUUAAACAAACUUUACAAAUAUGUCAGUCAGACAUAUCGCACGACUAUUAUGUUUAUCUAUUUUCAAUUGCAGUGAAUUGAAGUCAUACCAACUGUUUAGUCAUCAUCAUCGGUGUCGACAUCAUAACAACAACAACAACAGCCGUCUAUCUAUCAUCCGAUGUGCCCAUCAGUUAUCAAUUGAAAAGAUUGUCGACGAAUAUCAAUCAAAAACAGUUAAAAUAUUUGUUGACAGUUAUACCAACCGUGAGGGUCACGGAGUCGGCUGUGUGAUUGACAGAAGCCGCGGACUAGUGGUCACCUGUGCUCAUGUUGUCGAGGAUAUACAUGAAGUGACUGUCGAAUACAGACUGGCAGACCUAAAGUUAAGAGACGGCACCCGAACGGCACGGUUAGUGUAUGUCGAACCGCAAAACGAGUUGGCGCUCAUACAGAUCCAGUACCAACCCUACGAUAGAUUACUGGCACUGAACGGACUAACCGAUUAUGGCUAUAGUGCCGAGCGAACCAAUUUUGGUGAAGAAAUACUGUGUUUAGGUUAUCCAGUGUCAUGGGCAUCAAUAGUACCGAUGACCGGCUGUAUAAUGUGUCCCAGAAGUUUGCAAUCACAAAAAUUAUAUGAUAAAUAUCGGGAACCGGAUACUGUCCACUGUGAACACAUUAGCGGUUUGGUGGCCGGCUUUUCGGGCGGUCCGGUCAUUGACGAAACUGGUCAGUUGGUCGGUGUUGUUCACUUGAAAACUGAUUACUUUAAAAACUUUAGCAUUACAUCCACACAAUUGUCGGAUUUUGUCACCAAUGCUCAGGUGUUUCGUGAAAAACAGUUGGAUACCAGAAAAAGAUGGGAAUGGGUAAGGGAUAAACAGAUACAUAAGCUGGUCACUGGUAAUACUAGCCGUACCGGUCGUGUCAGUGGUGGUGGCGGUGGCGGCGGACAACUGGGCGUCGAAAUCUGUUGGUAUAAUAAGCGACUGAUUGAUAUGUAUAGGACUUUAUGGAAAACUGAUAGUCGAUUUGUUAAUGUUUAUCAACAAUACAAUCGAAACGGUAUAUUUGUCUAUCAAUUGUUCAACAAAACAAAGGGAAAUGCCAGUCUACUGGAUUUUGACGUAAUCAUCAAAAUCAAUGGCAAACCUGUUGAGUCUAUUGACGACCUAAGCCGGGCACUGGUAUCAAUGGAUACUGAUAUCCCGUUGACUAUUAUUAGGCGCUUUCAAGAAAAAGACAUCACUAUAAGUGGCGAACAAUUGAUUAAUGAUUUUAAUUAUAUUUAG